Molecule: messenger RNA, 831 nt
Organism: Zychaea mexicana
Lineage: Eukaryota; Fungi; Mucoromycota; Mucoromycetes; Mucorales; Lichtheimiaceae
Exons: 7
Coding region: 1-831 (276 amino acids)
Biological process (GO): NAD+ biosynthetic process
Molecular function (GO): nicotinamide-nucleotide adenylyltransferase activity; nicotinate-nucleotide adenylyltransferase activity
Source: RefSeq, a predicted model, not a curated record
AUGGGUUUGAAGGCGAUUACAAAUUCCCUCGGCACUAUUUACCCGAUACCAUGGCAGGUACGGAAAACGAUAUAUCCCCUUUGUCUUUGCGUGUUUCUGACAUAUAUUUGUAUUACCUUAGACGACAGCAAAACACCUCUUGUAUUAGUUGCCUGUGGUUCUUUUUCACCCAUCACCUAUCUUCACCUGCGCAUGUUUGAAAUGGCGCAGGAUCAUUUCAAGGAACGGAACGAAUACGAGCUGCUGGCAGGUUACUAUUCUCCGGUAUCUGAUGCGUAUAUGAAGGAAGGACUGGCCAAAGCUUCACAUCGCGUAGAAAUGUGUACACUGGCUGUAGAAUCCACCUCGGACUGGUUAAUGGUAGACUCUUGGGAACCACGACAGGGGUCGUAUCAACGAACAGCUGUUGUGCUGGAUCAUUUUGACCAUGAGCUGAACGUGGCCGGCGAUGGCAUUCGUACCAAGAGUGGCGAACAACGCAAAAUCAAGAUUAUGCUUUUGGCAGGCGGUGACUUGAUUGCGUCUUUUGGCCAUCCCAAAGUCUGGGCUCCUAAGGAUUUGCAUCAUAUCGUUGGUCACUAUGGUUGUGUCAUAAUUGAGAGAACCGGAACAGAUGUGUAUGGAUUCCUGCUUUCACAUGACAUUCUUUACCAGCAUAGAAUGAAUGUCACUGUCAUCAAGCAACUGAUACAUAACGAUAUCAGCUCCACCAAAGUUCGACUGUUUGUAAAACGCGGCAUGUCCAUCAAAUACUUAUCACCCAACCCGGUGAUCGACUACAUAUACAAGCAUGGAUUGUACAAAGCCAAGGCCGAUUCCGAUACUUUAUAA